GUUCGCCCGACCAAGUCCGAGUCGACCCGGUUUGUUCUCUUCGUCACGUCCGUCAGUUGAGAGUCGGUUAGUCGCCGACCGAUACCUUCGACUCCAGUCGAAUGAUAUUAAGGGCGCAGUCGACUUGGUCGAAUGAUUCGUGGAGUCGAAUGAUUAGUAUUAAUCGUAAUCGCUCAUCGCUAGCAGAAGAUUUUCAAUUUUAAAAUUUUUAUUGGUUUGCUGAAGAUGAAUGUAUAAAGUGUAGCAGAACGAAUUCAUACAAUUUUUUGUAUAGAUAAUGUGUUGUUACUAAGUACUACUCAUUAACAUUUCACCAAUGUUGAUAAAAAUGCUACCAGGCCAAUGCUCAAAACAAAAGAAUCCUUUAGUUUUCUUAGAUAUCACAAUCGAUGGGGAAAGUGCUGGUCGUAUAAUAAUAGAAUUGAGAAAAGAUGUGGUGCCCAAAACUGCAGAGAACUUUAGAGCUCUAUGUACGGGUGAAAAAGGCACUUCCACUGACGGUAAACCGUUGCAUUUCAAGGGAGUAAGGUUCCAUAGAGCUGUUCCACAGUUUAUGGUUCAAAGUGGAGAUAUAAUAAAUGGCGAUGGGACAGGGGGUGAGAGUAUUUAUGGACCCUCAUUUGAAGAUGAAAAUUUUAUAUUGAAGCAUGAAGCUGGAGUUGUGAGCAUGGCAAACAAAGGGAAACCACACACGAACGCAUCGCAGUUCUGUAUCACGACAGUUCCGUGUCUACACCUAGAUGACACUAAUGUUGUGUUUGGACAAGUGCUUGCUGGGAUGGGGACUGUUGAGGAGAUGCAGGAAAGAAGCAAAGAUGGCAAGCCCCUUAUUGAGUGUUUGAUCGCUGAUUGUGGUGAAGUCAUAGACGGGUGGGGGUUGCGAGCGCCCGAUGAUCGUCUACCAGAGCACCCUUCUGAUCUGCACCAUCUCAGUCUAUUACCAUUAGAACAGCUUAUAGCGAGUGUUAAGGAGGUGAAGUGUAUCGGGAACGUUUACUUCAGCAAAGGACGGUAUAAGGCGGCCGCGCGCAAGUAUACAAAAUGUCUGCGGUACAUACGACACGUGCGAGACCAGAUUGUAACUUUAAAAGAUGACAUGCAACAAGACGCUUAUAGCGACAUUAUGUCUACGCACACUUUACAAUGUCAUCUGAACUUGGCAGCUUGUUACAUGAAACUGGAGGAUUAUAAUUCGUGUGUUCAAUGUUGUACAGAGGUAUUAGAAAACGACGGACGAAACGAAAAAGCUCUAUACCGGAGAGGUCAAGCGAAUUUCGCCCUUAACAACUACGACGCAGCGCUCUCAGAUCUCAAGCAAGCAGAAAAAGUGUCCCCCACCAAUAAAGCGGUCCAGAAGCUUCUAGAGGAAGUAAGGUACUCGAACAAGAACUACAACGAUAUACAAAAACAGAGGCUGUCAAAAUUUUUUCGUGACCAGAAAGAGAAAGGCCUCGCAAUCUGCGAUAACUGAACUAAGACUGAAUGUGAUUAUAUACAAUUACGGUGUGUGAACAUGAUGAGGUAAUGGCAAUGUUUCACGAUAUGAAACGUUAUAAAAUGUUUUGCAACAUGUUUCAACAAUCAAACUUGCGGUAGGCUGUGUUCGCAUAGACCGUGCGUUAUGAAUACAAUUACGGUGUGUGAACAUGAUGAGGUAAUGGCAAUGUUUCACGAUAUGAAACGUUAUAAAAUGUUUUGCAACAUGUUUCAACAAUCAAACUUGCGGUAGGCUGUGUUCGCAUAAACUAUGCGUUAUGAAUACAUGUUUUAUAGACAAUAUAAACUCAAUAAUAGAAUGAGGUAAAUGAUAAAAUCUUAUGACAUGAUGCAACGUAUUGACUGAAAUUUCAAACAUGUUUUAAAACAAGGUGUUUGACAAGGCCAACGUAUUUUAAACAUUGUGGGAGACAAAAGGUUUUUGCAUGUUUGUUAACGCAUGAAAGAAUUACCAGUUUGUGUAAAAUGAUGGGUAUGAGCUUACUUAUGACGGCAAAUAUUAUUACAAUUUUAUACUUAGAUAUUACAAAUCGCCCAAAUCCUAAAUUAUAUUAAAAUAUGUAGUGAUUACCGAUUUUAAAAUAAUACAUAUGGGCGAAGGAUAUUGCUCCUUUUUACUAAGCAGAGUAAAUUUGAAUUUGACUCCACUUAUAAAUGCAUGGAAUAUUCAACCUUAAAGUGUUACUGAUAAAGACUAUGUCCUUAAUUGUCUUAAUGUUAAUUUAUAUUUUAUGUUACAUAAUACGUUUUCGAACGUAGUGUUUUUUACCUACCGUUUACGUAUAACCAAAAUGUGAGUCGUUUUCUUUGCACUUGAGUGUAUUAAAAACAAUAAUGUUUAAUUGUCCCAUAAAAACUGGUUAGUUAGUUUAACAUGACGAUCGUACUGGUGUCCACGAAUAUUAUACAAUUAGUCAGUGAAUUUAGUUCCUUUAGACUGCCAUAGAAUAUGGUGCAAAUAAGUUUAAGGCAAAAUCUAAAAUACAAUCGUUCGAAAGAGGUAACGAGAGAGGGUAACGCGGAUUCAUUUGAUUCGUGUCGUGAGACCUUUUCUGAGUACUAUGUUACUACGUUUAUGGAAUUUAGAAUAGGCUUCAAAGAUCUGUGAUCGAUUGAAAUAAUUAUAAAUGCUAUAUUGUUUUAAACUUUCAUGGUCACUAACAUUGUAGUAAUAUAAGUUAUUUACGGGAUUGUCCUUGUUUUUAGCGAGUUUCCGAUAUUUCGGCAGUGUUGCAAGACGGAGUAAUAGACCAAGAGCUACUGAACCCUCCGAGUAACGGCCUGUCUUUAAAGCUAGAAAUUCUUAUGGUGAUGAGUCAUAGCAUGCUAAGUACGGUAAGCAUAGCCUGGCACUCCUCAGCCCUGUACGUCAUCAAACCGUGUAUUUUUGAAAGUGUUAAUAAAAUAUUAAAAUAAACUUGUUGCUGUAAGCUUGAAAUUUUUAUGCAAUUAAGUUCAUUCAUUAUAAAGAUUAAAAAAAAUUGCCAGGCGUUUACGAUGAGCACAAGUACCUGCCAGGCGAACCGGAAGGUGUGUAAUAUAUACAUAAAAAAAUGGGUGCGUG
Chilo suppressalis (striped riceborer) is the source of this 3061-nucleotide messenger RNA. The record is from the annotation of a GenBank genome assembly. NCBI's taxonomy places the organism in Eukaryota, Metazoa, Arthropoda, Insecta, Lepidoptera, Crambidae.